Messenger RNA from Mesitornis unicolor (brown roatelo), 489 nucleotides. RefSeq lists its product as uncharacterized. The record is from RefSeq and is a predicted model, not a curated record. The transcript is spliced from 4 exons. Lineage: Eukaryota; Metazoa; Chordata; Aves; Mesitornithiformes; Mesitornithidae. The annotation marks the transcript as partial.
AUGCAUCAAACCUACCAGCCAAUUUUACCAUGUGGCAACAAAUAUCUUCAGCAAAAAUGGAACAAAGCAAAGUAUGAAGAGCACAGGAAAAGGGUUCAGGCAGCAAAACCAGUGGUGGACACAAGUGCCCCUGCAUCAUAUGGCCUCCUCCUAAAGCUGAAGUUAGGGAAGCUGAAGUUGAAGGAAGACCAAUUUUCUAUCAUUGAAAACGAAAACCGUUUGCUGCUGGAGAAGAUUGCCGCCAUCAGGAGAACAAAGGGACAAGUCGACAACAAAAAUUACUAUAAGGCCAAAAGUUCAAAUGGAAAAAAACAAAAGCGGGAGCUGCAGAGAGGGAACCAGGAGAAACGCACCACUCUGGAUAGGAUUACAAAGUCCCAACCUCAGUAUCAAGUUCAGCCAUGGCACGAGGAUUGGCAAUGAGCUGAAAAAUCCACAGCCAAUGCUGCGAGAGAUCCUUGUGGGCAGUGUAAAUCACAGAGACGAAUG